Messenger RNA from Conger conger (European conger), 1722 nucleotides. It is a transcript of the gene mlst8, whose product is annotated as MTOR associated protein, LST8 homolog (S. cerevisiae). Gene Ontology annotation, molecular function: protein binding. Gene Ontology annotation, biological process: regulation of actin cytoskeleton organization; TOR signaling. Lineage: Eukaryota; Metazoa; Chordata; Actinopteri; Anguilliformes; Congridae. The record is from RefSeq and is a predicted model, not a curated record. The transcript is spliced from 9 exons. Gene Ontology annotation, cellular component: TORC1 complex; TORC2 complex. Bases 287 to 1267 code for a protein of 326 amino acids.
UGCACAGCGUGUCAUUAACCGGAGUACAUAAUUGUGUUAUACUCAAAUUUAGCAGACUUGAGAAUGGUAACAUUUUAACGUAGAGCUAACAAAAAUACACAAUGUUUGGCUUUGUCCUUACGUGUGCAUUUCCACCAUUUCAUUUUGUUGCCUUGAUAUCUUUGGAAGUGCUUUCUUGUAUUUUAACUUAAAAGACGGCUGAUCUAUUUGCUGUGUCCUUUGCUGUGUUUUUGGUAUUUACCUCGGGCCUGAAUGUUCAAGUUCGGAGCGGCUACAAAGUUUGAAGAUGAAUGUGAACCAGGGAACAGUUGGCAGUGACCCCGUAAUUCUUGCCACUGCUGGAUAUGACCACACGGUGCGAUUCUGGCAAGCACACAGCGGUAUCUGUACAAGGACAGUCCAGCAUCAGGACUCGCAGGUGAAUUCCCUGGAAGUGACUCCAGAUCGGAGUAUGAUCACAGCUGCAGGUUACCAACAUAUCCGCAUGUAUGAUCUGAACUCUAACAAUCCCAACCCUGUCAUCAACUAUGAUGGUGUCAGUAAAAACAUCACAUCAGUGGGCUUCCAUGAAGAUGGCCGCUGGAUGUACACAGGAGGAGAGGACUGCAUGGCUCGUAUCUGGGACCUGAGGUCAAGGAACUUGCAGUGCCAAAGAAUCUUCCAGGUCAAUGCUCCUAUUAACUGUGUAUGUCUACAUCCUAAUCAGGCAGAGUUGAUAGUUGGAGACCAGAGUGGAGUGAUUCAUAUCUGGGAUCUGAAAACGGACCACAAUGAGCAGCUCAUCCCAGAGCCGGAGGUUUCAGUCAACUCCGUCCACAUCGACCCCGAUGCCAGCUACAUGGCUGCAGUCAACAGCUCCGGGAACUGUUACGUGUGGAACUUGGCGGGAGGAAUGGGGGAUGAGGUCACCCAGCUUAUUCCCAAGACCAAGAUACCAGCUCACAAGCGUUACUCCUUGCGAUGCAAAUUUAGCCCCGAUUCCACACUACUGGCCACGUGUUCUGCAGAUCAGACGUGCAAGAUCUGGAGGACGUCCAACUUCCAGCUGAUGACAGAGCUAAGCAUCAAGAGCAACAACCCCGGGGAGACGUCUCGUGGCUGGAUGUGGGACUGUGCCUUCUCUGGAGACUCUCAGUACAUAGUCACAGCCUCCUCUGACAACCUGGCGCGGCUGUGGUGUGUGGAGACGGGCGAGAUCAAGCGGGAGUACAGCGGCCAUCAGAAGGCCGUCGUGUGCCUGGCGUUCAACGACAGCGUGCUUGGCUGAGCCGCCUGGGGUCCUCUGAGCUCCAGCAUCACUCCCAGCUAUGACUCUCCUCCAGGGCCCCGGUGCACAAGCUAAUCUAAUCUCACUUCACCUCAGAAGGAAAGGAAACUGCAUUUUAAGCUCCUUAUUUAAGGACGGACCAGAUCGGGUAUAGCUCUGAUGUGCGUCUUGAACCAGAUGUAUGCAAAAACUGUAGUUGUCUGUCUGACCAAGAAUGACCAAAUGUAAUAAAUAUUUAAAAAAUGGAAUUUAAAGUAUCCACAAGUUCACAAUAAUGUUAGUAUUUACUCUGAAAUUGAUUUGUGUAGGUUUGAUUUUAUUGUUUUAUCAUUCUCUAAAUUUGGUGUUGCUUAAAGGGAAAACCCAUGUUUGUAAAAAUAUUUAUUUACAAACCUUACUUUGUUUAUGCAGCGUGAGUCUCUAGGCUUUGAUUACAUGAACUUCUACAGACAGUG